Molecule: messenger RNA, 1164 nt
Organism: Fusarium subglutinans
Lineage: Eukaryota; Fungi; Ascomycota; Sordariomycetes; Hypocreales; Nectriaceae
Product: agmatinase
Exons: 3
Coding region: 1-1164 (387 amino acids)
Molecular function (GO): agmatinase activity; metal ion binding
Source: RefSeq, a predicted model, not a curated record
AUGAGAAUCAACCAAGUGCUCCCAAUUCUUUCACUCGUUGGUUUGACAGUUGGCUGCAAUCAUCAGCACGACGAUAAGAAAUGGACAGCUGAAGAGUUAGCCGAGCUGGAGGCAAAAUGGGGCUUCGACUGGGCCUUCGGUGGCAUUGGAACAUUCGCGCACCUCAAUCAUGUCAAAUGCCUUACAGAGCCAACCGAACCUUAUGACAUCGCCAUUAUUGGCGCUCCAUUUGACACCGCUGUGACGUAUCGACCUGGCGCACGAUUUGGUCCACGAAGCAUUCGUCACGCCUCAGGGCGUCAGCACUCCCUCCGCGGCUACAAUCCUAGAGCAGACAUCAAUCCAUAUCAAAACUGGGCUAAGAUUGUAGAUUGCGGGGAUAUCCCUAUAACACCCAUCGAUAAUGAGAUCGCCCAGAAGCAGAUGACGCAGGCGCUGGCGCAAUUGGGAAUGCGCAGAACUGUAUCGUCUAUAUCCUCCAAGCCAAAACUUUUUACGCUCGGUGGCGACCAUAGCUUGACUUUGCCUGCACUUCGAGCAUUGAAGAAGGUGUAUGGAGAUCGCGAGAUCCAAGUGCUUCAUUUCGAUGCACAUCUUGACACAUGGAACCCUCACGCAUACCCCUCUUACUGGGGUACAACACCUUUCAACCAUGGAUCCAUGUUCUGGCUAGCCAACCAAGAAGGCCUACUCUCCAACUCAUCAUCCCAUCCUUCCGUACACGCAGGCUUGCGAACACGACUCACUGGUAUAGAAGACAACGAAGACGAUACUGCGCAGAACUGGAUCCGGUUCUCAGCUGAUGACAUCGACAAGAUUGGCACUCAAGGUAUAAUCGAUGGCAUAAUGAAGACUCUAGGCACCGAGAACCUGGUGUAUCUCUCGGUGGAUAUUGACGUUCUCGACCCAGCCUUUGCGCCCGGAACAGGCACGCCAGAGCCAGGUGGUUGGUCUACGAGAGAGUUUAUAAAUAUCCUUAGGGGCAUCGAGGGUUUGAACUUGGUUGGCGCUGAUGUCGUGGAGGUUUCGCCUAUCUAUCAGGGGGCAGGUGAAGAGACGACAUUCGCAGCUGCGCAAGUCGUAUACGAGAUCUUGACGUCUAUGGUCAAGAGAGGAUUACAGGAUCUAGGAAGGUCGGACAAGGCUAGUAAGGAUGAGCUAUGA